This is a messenger RNA of Didymodactylos carnosus, 2277 nucleotides long. Lineage: Eukaryota; Metazoa; Rotifera; Eurotatoria; Philodinida; Philodinidae. The record is from the annotation of a GenBank genome assembly.
AUGGAGGAACCAGCACAUGAUAGCAUUACUACUACUGCUACCACUACAAUAACAACAACGACUACAAUCAUCUCUCCUCCAGAGUCCACUCCCAAUUAUUAUGAACUUGGCGUACAGCACAAAGCAACAGACAACUUACCUAGUGCUCUUCGUAUGUUUGAAAGCGAAAUUUCGCAGAAUCCAAAGAACGCUGAAGCAUGGUUACAACUGGGCAGAACGCGUGCACUUCUUGGUCACAAUACGGAAGCAUUAGAUGACUUACUUCAUGUAACACAUCUCGAACCAACAAACCAUGAAGCGUAUUACUUCCUUGGAUGUGUCUACAAUCUUUUGGGAAGGUAUAAGGAGGCAAUUGAAGUUUUAACAACAGCAAUAGAGAAAGCAAGUGGUACAGCUAGCUCUAAAUAUUAUUACAAGCUAGCCUAUGCAUGCCAAAUGGAUGGACAAUAUCGAGAAGCAGCUAAAAGCUACACGAAAUAUCUGUCUGUUGUGAGUGAAAACGAUUAUUCGGCUCUAUUAAAUCGUGGUCUCUGUUACUAUAGUAUGACUCAGUAUAAUAAGGCCUUAACUGAUUUUGAAAAAGCAGUUUCUGUAAGCAGUGAAGAAGCUAAGCUCUAUUGCUUGUGUUGUCGUGGUCGUGCAAAAGCUAAACUUGGGGAUCGGAACGGAGCUGAAGAAGACUUUAACGAAGCACAGAGAAAGAGUAGUUCACCUUCACUAUCAUUCGAAGCGGGAAUAACAAACAAUGAACUUCACAAACAUCGGGACGCUAUUGAAAAUUAUAGUCGAGCUAUCGUACAGAAUGAGCACAAAGCCGAUUCUUAUUUUCGUCGAGGAUUAAGUUACGCUAUUCUGAAACAGUAUGAUAAAGCAGUAGCUGACUAUACAAGAGCUAUUGACGAGAUACCGGGAAAUAACCAUCCCCGUGCUUAUUUCCGAAGAGGCUCUGCCUAUGUAGCACUGAAUAAACUCGACGAUGCUUUAAGUGAUUAUACAAGAGCUCUACACCUAGCUCAAUAUCACAAAGACGUUUAUCUGAUGAGAGCACACCUGUAUUUGCAAUUAGGACGUGCCGAAGAAGCGACAGAAGAUUUUAGGAAAGCUACAUUUUGCGAACAGGAAGAGCCACUGGAGGAUGAUAUUCCUGGUAAAACUGAGCAAGAAGAUCCCACACCUAAGUCAGAACCACCUCCAAUUAUUAUUGAUCCUAAUAGUCCUUUUGGUGUUUUGAAAAAUGGGUUGGAAAAGGAGAGAGCUGAGGAAUACCGUGGUGCGAUAGAUACUUAUAAUCAUCUGUUCGAUUUUGAUCCAGAACUCUUUCAACAGCAACUCGACAAACAAGCCCAUCAGCGAGAUUUCAACAGAACACAAGCACAGGCUGUUAAGGAUACACUACAGAAGCAUAAUGAUGCAAUGAAAAAAUUUGGAAAUAAUAUGAAUUUGAAAGUUUUUUAUGCAAGUAUACUCUUUCAGCUUGAAGAGCUCUUUAUUGGGUGUAAAACAGUUGCAAGCGGCAGAGUAAACCCAAGCGAAGGACGACUUGGACAAACUGGUAAUGUCAUGAAUUUAGUUGGUCAAGUUAUAACACUAGUGCCUGUUGCUGGUGAUAAAAUAAGCGCAAUUCUACAAGCGGCAGCUACUCUGGUAAAGAAGAUCGAUUCUAACCGUCAAAGAAAUAUUAUGACGGCCAUAGCUCAUUCAGGCAUUCUAUUAUAUCUAUGGGAAGUAUCACAAUCAGUUGCACAAACAUUGGCAGAACGUUAUCAGCCACUUAUAGAGCAAUUACGUCAGCCAGACGAUGGGCAGGAUAAAACUCAACCUGUUGGAGCACGAGCGGUCGAAAUUGUUGAAUCAGAGUACUGUAAAUGUUAUACCAAGACCAGACAAACGGUUUUUCAAGAAGCAGAAAAGACAGAAGCCAAAGAAAUUGGCGAAUAUGCAGUUGUUCUUAUGUUAGCGGCUCUACAGGACAGCAAAAUUGCAGGAGACGGCCUCAGUCAGUCAUUAGACCAAGAAUUACUACAGGUUGUUUGUAUUCCUAUGAAUGAAGAGAACAAAAAUACUGAAUUUUACUUCAGCAAACGGCUCAUUGUGACAAAAAUGGAUAAGACAUGGACGUUAGAUGGAUUUUAUCGGAAACCUGGAAUUCGUAUAAAGGAUGAAGAAGAGCAAUAUGCAAGCGAUGAAGCCAAGAAAACAGACUCUAAACACUACGGAUUUCGAUUAGGUACAAAAGCAGAGGUAGAACAGCUGGGAUUGGUGCGAGUACAAAAAUGA